UUGGAGGCCUUUAAAAUGAUUACAGAGGAAGUCAACUCGUUUGGUAAAAAUAAGGACAAAACCAACCUAAGUGUUGAAGAAGUUGCAAUGGGAUUCAUAAAGGUUGCAAAUGAAGCAAUGUGCCGUCCAAUUAGAGCAUUGACACAGGCUAAAGGCCAUGAUACAUCUCGCCACGUUCUCGCCGUGUUUGGUGGUGCAGGUGGUCAGCAUGCUUGUGCAGUAGCACGAGCUUUAGGCAUGCAAACAGUUAUGAUUCACAAAUAUGCUGGUAUACUAUCAGCAUAUGGAAUGGCAUUAGCUGAUGUAGUGGAGGAAGCUCAAGAACCCUGUUCCAAAAACUAUGAAAAAGGUAACUUCAUGUAUAUAGAAUCACGACUUCAGUAUCUGGAAAACAAAUGUAAGAAUGCUUUAAUAUGGUAA
Molecule: messenger RNA, 420 nt
Organism: Macrobrachium nipponense
Lineage: Eukaryota; Metazoa; Arthropoda; Malacostraca; Decapoda; Palaemonidae
Product: 5-oxoprolinase-like
Exons: 4
Coding region: 16-420 (134 amino acids)
Biological process (GO): glutathione metabolic process
Cellular component (GO): cytosol
Molecular function (GO): 5-oxoprolinase (ATP-hydrolyzing) activity
Source: RefSeq, a predicted model, not a curated record